AUGGGUGACCAUAACGUACUUUUGUUACCGAAAAAUGAUCGUAAGGUAGUGUUCGUGACCGGAUGCGCCAAGGGCGGGAUCGGGUUUGAGUAUUGCAAGGCAUUCGCAGAACGUAAUUGCCGUGUGUUUGCGUCCGAUCUGCCGGGCCGCAUGCACGACAUGUCCGACCUCUUAUCGGAGGACGUUGAGGCACUAGAGGUUGACGUCUCAUCCGAUGAUAGUGUGGCAUCAGCUGUGGAGACCAUCAUAAAAAAGUGUGGCCAGAUUGAUGUUGUAAUCAAUAAUGCUGGGAUCAGUAGCACUGGGCCUCUAGCUGAGAUGCCAUUGGACAUAGUCCGUCAGGCUUGGGAGAUUAACACACUAGGGCAGCUGAGAGUGGUGCAACAUGUUGCACCACACAUGGCCUCUCGACGUAGCGGAUGUAUAGUGAAUGUAGGAAGUGUGGUGGGACUGGCACCGACCCCUUGGGCGGGGUCCUAUUGUUCUAGCAAGGCCGCAGUUCAUGCCAUGUCACAUGCGCUACGGGUUGAGCUACGGCCUUUUGGGGUUAAUGUUGUAUUAGUGUUGCCUGGGGCGAUACGGUCUAACUUUGGUAGCGCGGCCGUAGAGAGAUUAGGGUUGCAGGAUUGGAGACUGUAUCAUGAUUUUAAGGAGUCGAUAGCUGAGCGGGCUAAGGCGUCGCAGGGGGCUAAGGCCACAGAUGCGGGGUUACUUGCGCGACAUGUGGCAUCGAAAGUGCUGAGUCAGAAGCCACCUAAGCAGAUUGUUUUUGGGCACAUGACUGGGUUGUUUGCCAUACUGACAUGGUCUCCUUUGUGGGUUAGGGAUCUCUUCUUCUCUAAGAGAUUUAAACUCAAUAAGAAGCUGUGA
This is a messenger RNA of Magnolia sinica, 870 nucleotides long. RefSeq names its product short-chain dehydrogenase ptmH-like. Bases 1 to 870 code for a protein of 289 amino acids. The record is from RefSeq and is a predicted model, not a curated record. Lineage: Eukaryota; Viridiplantae; Streptophyta; Magnoliopsida; Magnoliales; Magnoliaceae. Gene Ontology annotation, molecular function: oxidoreductase activity. Gene Ontology annotation, cellular component: endoplasmic reticulum. The transcript has a single exon.